AUGGUCUCUGUCAAGUUGGCGGCCGUUGGUGCCUUUCUGGCAACUGCCCAAGGCCAAAUUCGUCACCCCAAUGAGGACCUGAUUCUUGCCGACUGUGGCAUUGGUGACAACAAAGCCCAUCCUGGAUGGUCUACUUCUCGCCAAGUGAACUGGUACCAGGACAUUCAGUGGCCUGACGAUGUCUCCAAGUUUCCCCCUCCACCCGAUCUGGAGGUUGAAGUUCCUUACGCAGAUGGAACCUACCCCUGGAAUCCCAAGGGAACCACCGUCAAGCUGUCUAACGGUGUCGUCUGGACAGCUUACAUCAACCCAAGAAUCGCUGACGGUCAACCAGCUGGGUCUGCCGUCACCACCAAGGAAGGCGGUCAAGAACUUACCUGCUAUGCCUAUCGUGGUCGCCCUGUCAGCGCAGCAAUCAACACGACUGUCAACGCUGAUGCGGUCUGCUUGACUGCCUUUGUCUGCAACCGUGAUAAUCGCGCCCCUCCUCGCCCCAGUGGCAUGGAAAAUCCCACUUCUACCUUGGAAACAUCUUCUGCCCCGCCUGCCACGACUACAUUUGUCUCGCAGCCGCCAGCAACACCUAGUCCCACAGGUGAUGAGCCAAACCCUCCAGCUGACCCCAAUGCUGGCAAACUAUUUGUGUCUAUUCUCCUCAGCCCCCGUUUCAUCAACUGGCCCAACACUUGGCAAGCCUUUAUCGAGAAGUUUUCCUGGGAUCGGAACACCGGAAAGUGCGUGGGUGAACCGGCGAAAGGGGACGGCUACACCAUUAACAUCGACUGUGCUGGCAUCCAGAUUGAUUCUGACUCUCACCUGACACUUAUCAUGAUCAAAGCUCUCCAUGACCUUGGCAUGAACAGCACAUUCUUUAACCAGAACCCAACCGUACCAGGAAAGCGCAACUCCACAGGGGAUCAUUGGGUGGUCAUGCCUGAGUCUUUCAGUUUGCAGGCCAUUGAUGUUUCUCAUCAGAAAACCAUCGGCUACCUCGCAUACAACACUACAUACGACAAUUUCCUCACUGGACCCUGCUCGUCUUGCCAAUCUGAGCGAUUCAACAAGGAUUUCUUUGAUCCGGUUCUGGAAGCUGUCAAGGGAACUUACCCUCUCUACAACAGCUACAACAUUCAGGCCCAGUGCAAACUCGAGCUCCAGUGCCUGAGCAUGAGCAACCAAGCCGUGGAUUUCCCAGACCUCGAGUCUGCGGCGAUCGAGGACAAUUACCACAACGACGAUGAUAUGCGCCUCCUGAAGCGAUUGCAGGGACGUUGGCGAAAGUUUCACCAACACUGGGACCUAGCAACGAAACAGGAGCUACUGAAGCUCACUGAUAACGGGGAUAUCAAAACGAAUCCUACUAACCGCACUAUUCCCAGUGGACACAAGUUUUGGAAGAAAAAUGUCAACGUGACAUGGGCAAAAUGGAUCGUGAUGCGAUCACACUACGGGACACAUAAAUUGAGCAAGUAUCAGGCUAAAUUGAUUAAGGAAUUCCCUGGAAUUUUCGCAAGUUCAUGGGUGUGCCCAACGCAACAGAAGAAAGGGCACGAGAUGGCUGUUGACGAGCCCGACGACGGGCCUCUGGAGAAGGAUAUCAGCGAAGCAUUCAUAUGUUUGCUAGACAACUACAUAACCAAUUUCCAUCGCCAAAGUGGUUCCAAAAAUAUGGCAGCUUUAUUGACAACCUUUCCACCAGAGCUGCGUGAAAUGGUUGUCGAGCUACUAGACGCAAGCAGUCUUGAUGCGCUGACGAAAACGUCCAACUAA
Molecule: messenger RNA, 1770 nt
Organism: Fusarium musae
Lineage: Eukaryota; Fungi; Ascomycota; Sordariomycetes; Hypocreales; Nectriaceae
Exons: 2
Coding region: 1-1770 (589 amino acids)
Source: RefSeq, a predicted model, not a curated record